Molecule: messenger RNA, 1306 nt
Organism: Habropoda laboriosa
Lineage: Eukaryota; Metazoa; Arthropoda; Insecta; Hymenoptera; Apidae
Product: dehydrogenase/reductase SDR family member 7
Exons: 9
Coding region: 200-1189 (329 amino acids)
Source: RefSeq, a predicted model, not a curated record
GUGGGGGAAACUGCUUUCGCCCACGGCUCACGAUUCUGGCAUCACUGGACCCGAUCGUCAUCUAUUGUUCAUAGAAGAGAAAGUGCGCUUACUAACAGCGAGCCGUCGCAAGUUCCCCUACAUCUUCCACUUUUAGACCCUGUGUGACGUCAGAGGCUUCACUUUAGAUCGAAUUAGACAGUAUUAACAACUUAACAAAAUGGAUCUUUUAGCUGUUAUAGGUUCAAUAGUUAUAGUUUAUUAUCUUAUUUAUGUGAUUUUGCCAUGGUUUUUAGAUUGUGAUUUAAAUUUAACAUUCCAUGAAAAAUUUGGAAAACCUAUUAGCUCUUUAAAAGGUAAAGUGAUAUGGAUAAUAGGAGCAUCGAGUGGAAUUGGAGAAAAUCUUGCAUAUGUUCUAGCAGAAGCUGGUUGUAAAAUUAUUUUAUCAGCAAGAAGAGAAUCAGAAUUAAAUAGAGUAAAAGCUAACUGUUUGCAGAGAAAUAGCAAUUUAACAAACUUAGACGUUGAAAUAUUAGUUCUGGAUAUCUGUGACAUAAAUAGUCAUGAAUCAGCAUUUAACAAUAUUAUUACUAAAUUUGGCAAAUUGGAUAUACUUGUAAAUAAUGCAGGACGGUCUCAACGAGCAAUAUGGGAAAAAAUUGAUUUGACUGUAGAUAAAGAUAUGUUUAACUUGAAUGUAUUUUCACAAAUGGCUUUAAGCAGACUGAUAGCAGAAUAUUUUUUCAAAGUGGAUGAAGGUCAUUUUGUAAUUACUUCAAGCCUUGCUGGUGUUAUAGCAGCACCAUUCUCUGCUACAUAUUGUGGAACUAAAUAUGCAUUACAUGGUUACUAUACUGCCUUUAAUGUUGAAAAAGUGGGUAAAAAUGUAUCAGUGACAAUUGUAUGUCCAGGAGCAACACAGACUAACUUCUUAGCAGAAGCAUAUACAGAUAAACCUAAUGAAAAAUAUGGAGAAAAUACACAAGAAGAUUCAGUGAAUAAGAUUAGCGCCAGACGUUGUGCUACAUUGAUGGGUAUUGCAAUAGCAAAUAAACUUUCGGAAGUAUGGAUAAGUAAACCACUUGUACUUCAACUAUACUACUUAAAAGUAUAUUAUCCAAAUUUAGGAGCAUUGAUACUCAGAUUAUUAGGACCAAGAUAUUUACUACGUUUGCGAGAUAAUAAAACGAAGAUCAAACAAGAACAAUAAACAAUCUAUCUCUAUUCUAUUAUAUUUAAUUUGAAAAAACCAUUGAUGUUUGUUUAUUUUAAAAAUGUACUUAUAAUAUGUUUUACAUUUACAAAAGUGUAUAAGGAAUUAUAUUAU